Messenger RNA from Paraglomus occultum, 482 nucleotides. The record is from the annotation of a GenBank genome assembly. NCBI's taxonomy places the organism in Eukaryota, Fungi, Glomeromycota, Glomeromycetes, Paraglomerales, Paraglomeraceae.
CAAGCUGUUCUUAUUCUAAAGACUGAGAUGGACCUUGUUACCACAGCCCAUGACAUGCAUAACAUAGAAGAUCAACAACUACAACGUCACAACAAUGGUGAUGCAGAAGAUGGACUUCAUGCGCGUAACAGUGGAAUAUUACGUAUUAUCUCUGUGCUUGCUUCUGUUGAACUUAACCGUAACAUUACUACAUAUAGCACGCUCAAGCGUAAACGUGUUGAUGCACAUAUUGGGGAUAUUCCAAUUACACUUGUGGAGGAAAAGUCUGAUAGAUGUGAUCUGGAAGUUGCCAAACGCGAACUUCGGGAAAAGUUUGCAUGGCCCCCUCACUACUGUAUAUGUAAUCUGCCCUUCAUUAUAGCUAUAGCAGUGGCAGAUGAUGUUAUAUCUUUCAAUAAGCUCAAUCGUUCACUAUUUUUGAUGGAUGAACUGAAGGUGGACCUUUCUCUAAACAAACAGGAGACUUUUCAGUACAGUUUCAA